CACUGCUCAAAUUAAGUCUCUCUCAGUCUCAUAUGACGAGAUCCCCCGUACGGAAGGCCUGUAAAUCUGUGGCUCAAAUUGAGGCAUAUAUUUACCACACCCACACCCACACCCACACCCAUACCCAUAUUUCGCAUUCUAUAAAAAGUUCCUCCUUUCUGAGUACUCUGGAGCUCCUCUUCCUUUCUUUUAUCCUUCUCUUCUCUUACAAUUCUCUCCUUUUUUUUUUUUUUUUUAGUUUCUUCCUCUCCGAAAAUCCCACCCCCCCCCCCCCCCCCCCCAAUAAACAACUACUUCCUCAAUUACCCCCUACAUCUACUCAUCCAAACUCUAAGCAUAUACAACUACUUUCUCUUUCUCUUUUAGUCCCAUCUUUUUCGUAUGCUUACUUCUCCUUCGCCUUAGGGUUUUUCUGACUGAGACUGUUCAUUUUUCUUAUUCCUUCUCUGGGUUUUGAAAAUUAAAAAAAAAAAAGAGAAAUGGGAAGAGGUAGGGUUGAGAUGAAGCGGAUCGAGAACAAGAUCAGCAGACAAGUAACGUUCUCAAAGCGACGGUCGGGAUUGUUGAAGAAAGCUCAUGAGAUCUCUGUGCUUUGUGAUGCAGAUGUCGCUUUGAUUGUUUUCUCCACCAAAGGAAAGCUCUUUGAGUUUUCUUCUGACUCCAGCAUGGAGGAGAUCCUGGAACGUUACGAAAGAUACUCUAAUGCACAAAAGCAACAAGCUGCUCCUACUCUUUCUGAAUCACAGGACAGUAGUAGGUGGACGUUGGAAUUCCCAAAGCUGAUGAGCAGAGUUGAAGUAUUGCAAAGGAACCUUAGGAACUGUAUGGGAGAAGAUCUAGAUCCUUUGAGCAUGAGAGAACUUCAAAAUAUAGAACAACAAAUCGAUGUAGGUCUUAAGCGCAUACGAACAAGAAAGAACCAAAUCAUGAAUGAAAGCCUUUCAGAUUUGCAGAAGAAGGCAAAGACAUUACAAGAUCGCAACAACUUGAUAACAAAUCAGCUUAAGGAGAAUGAGAAGAGACUAGUUGACAGCACAAACUUGAAUCAGCAAGCCAAUAUUAACUCUCCAAACUCGUCCACUUUCUUGCUUCUGGCUCCACCUCCAAGACCACGGUCGCUUCCUUUAACUAUCGGUGAGGCUUUCCAGGAAAGAGUACUUACAGAAGAAAACAAUGAAAGUCAAGCUCAUGAGCAGCCUACCACCAUCACCACUCGAAUGCCGCCAUGGAUGCUUCAACAUCUGGAAAAAUAAACUUUUGGGGUUUCCUCCCCACUUAGCAGGCUGAUGAAGUUCCAUUGAAAUAUAAUGAUAAAAACAUGUUCAAUAAACUUUUUUUUACUAUAAGGCCAAGAAAUCAAAGAAAUAGAUUGUAAAUUGACUCAUGUCUUUGACAGCCUAUUGAGGGAAGUUUUAGGCUUAAUUGUAACAAGUGGGCAUUUGCUAACUAAUGAAUGCUACUAGAGCAACUUUAAGUUCUGAGAAACCUGACACCUAGUUUGUGCUGUCUUAGUACAUUAAUUAUUUGCAAUGAAAAUUUACAAUUGUUUUCUCUAUA
Humulus lupulus (European hop) is the source of this 1557-nucleotide messenger RNA. Its product is annotated as truncated transcription factor CAULIFLOWER A-like. Gene Ontology annotation, biological process: positive regulation of transcription by RNA polymerase II. Gene Ontology annotation, molecular function: protein dimerization activity; RNA polymerase II cis-regulatory region sequence-specific DNA binding; DNA-binding transcription factor activity, RNA polymerase II-specific. NCBI's taxonomy places the organism in Eukaryota, Viridiplantae, Streptophyta, Magnoliopsida, Rosales, Cannabaceae. Bases 480 to 1253 code for a protein of 257 amino acids. Gene Ontology annotation, cellular component: nucleus. The transcript has 8 exons. The record is from RefSeq and is a predicted model, not a curated record.